Messenger RNA from Branchiostoma floridae (Florida lancelet), 922 nucleotides. RefSeq names its product zinc finger protein 782-like. The transcript has 3 exons. Gene Ontology annotation, cellular component: nucleus. Gene Ontology annotation, biological process: regulation of transcription by RNA polymerase II. Lineage: Eukaryota; Metazoa; Chordata; Leptocardii; Amphioxiformes; Branchiostomatidae. The record is from RefSeq and is a predicted model, not a curated record. Gene Ontology annotation, molecular function: RNA polymerase II transcription regulatory region sequence-specific DNA binding; DNA-binding transcription factor activity, RNA polymerase II-specific. Bases 119 to 817 code for a protein of 232 amino acids.
GAAUUACAGAAGCCGUGGAGACCUUUUAACACCAUACACCUACAGGUUGCGGCGCCCCUCCCCUGCAUCCAGAGAGAAGCUAGCCUCUGAUUCGGCACCGUUGUCAUACUCAGCAAAAAUGGAAGAUUCCAGCUGUAAACAUUCUUUGGUAGAACUGUGUGUUGAACAUCCUGGGAAGGAGAUGGAAUGUACAGAACACUCUGGGCAGGAGAUGGACCAUCCUGGACAAUCUGAAAACGAGAGUGGCCACACAGAUCACCCUGGGGAGGAGAGUGGCCACACAGAACACCUUGGGGAGGAGAGUGGCCACACAGAACACCUUGGGAAGGAGAGUGGCCACACAGGACAUCCUGGGAAGGAGAGUGGCAGCAGGGAGACCCAGACAACAGACAUGGGCCUGCAGCAGGAAACGUGUGAUGUGAACUUUCCCCAACCUGACAACACAUCAACCUCACAGGUACAGGAGAGCAGAGGCAGUAUGGGAAGGCACGUGGUUAAACACACCGGUGACAAACCCUACAUGUGUGGGGAGUGUGGAUACAGGACAGAAAGAAAGUCUAAUUUAUCCCGACAUGCUAGGACCCAUACAGGAGAAAAACCCUACAAGUGUGACCAGUGUGACUAUUCUGCUGCACAGAAAUCUGCUCUACAAGAUCAUCUAACAAAACACACUGGUGAGAAACCCUACAUGUGUGGGGAGUGUGGGUACAGGACAGCUCAAAGGUCUAACUUAUCCCGACAUAUGAGAACUCACACUGGAGAAAGACCAUUCAAAUGCGACCAUUGUGACUUUUCUGCAGCACAGAAUCUACUCUAGACGAACAUCUAACAAAACACACUGGUGAGAAACCCUACAUGUGUGAUGAGUGUGGGUACAGGACGGCUGACAGGUCUACAUUAUCCCGACACAUGAGAACCCAUA